Molecule: messenger RNA, 3907 nt
Organism: Epinephelus moara (kelp grouper)
Lineage: Eukaryota; Metazoa; Chordata; Actinopteri; Perciformes; Serranidae
Product: up-regulator of cell proliferation-like
Exons: 11
Coding region: 109-3891 (1260 amino acids)
Molecular function (GO): GTP binding; protein binding; zinc ion binding
Source: RefSeq, a predicted model, not a curated record
GUGAAAACAUCUGCAGGUUGAUACCUUUCUAUAAUGGUUCAGUGGCAGUAUGGUCCAAAGGUGGAUGGAUGUUUAAGCUGUAACUGACUCUGACUGUUAAAACAAGUGAUGGAUUCUUUAGAUGGGGACAAUGCAAGGGUGAGUGUGAAGGGCCUCGUGUCUACUUUCCUUGACAAAGACUUGUCACGAGUGUCUGCUGGCUCAAAGAACAAGAAGGAUGAGGGCAAAAGUGUGAAGACACCAGGGUCUACGUACUCUGUGAGUCAGAGUACUGGCUGUGUGUCAAAGAAGUCAUCAAAGGACAUCCCUCUUCAUUUUAGAAAAGAACAAUGGGAGACAGCAGACGGUGACUACUCUGCCUAUGAGACUGACUUGUCUUCAAAAGACAUCCCUCUUCAUUUUGACAACAAAAUCAAACAUGGCAUGCUCCAACAUUUGAUUUCUCCUAUGGGCCCAUCCAGGUUAAAAGUACAGUGUCCGCCAUCUGCUGCAUAUGCAGUUCAUAUAAGUGACCACAGUGCCCCUGAUGACUUUAUCCAUAGCAGAGAGGAGGAGGUGAUCUGUGACAUUUGCCGCCACGCUACAGCUGUGAAGACCUGCCUGACCUGCAAUACUUCCUACUGCGAGUACGAUGUCCGGCAGCAUUAUACAGUGAAGGCCCUGCAGAGACACACACUCACAGAUGUGUGUGACGAGGUUGAGGGGAAACGCUGCCUGCACUAUCAAAAGUCUCUGGAUUUCCUCUGCAGGACUGAUCAGAUGCAGAUCUGCAGCAUUUGUGCCACAGGAAAUCACAGAGGCCAUGACAUCGUCUCACAGAGACUUCAUGCUCCAAAUCAGAUGCCUGAUGGUGCAGAAUACUGGGACCAAGCACAAUCUGAGACAGUGCCCCCUCCUGGUAGGAUAGAGUUUCUGUCAGUGAAGCCAAACUCUGUGGUCCUUAGCUGGGGAUGCCCACAGAGACUGGAGGGUCCCAAGAGCUUCAGGGUGAAGUGGAGCUCCUCUGUGAGGAUGGAGGGUUCUCUCGUCAUCAAGGACAUUCAUAAAAUUGAAAUAAACAACCUUCAGUUUGGACAACAGUAUUUCUUCAGUGUGGCCACCGAAGACAAGGAUGGCAAUUUAAGUGAAUGGGUCACAGCAUCUGUUUACACAGCGGUGCCAGCCCCUCGGCACUUAACAAAAGGACAUUCAGAGGCCACAGCUGUGUCCUUGAAAUGGACCAAAGGAGACAACAUGGAGGGAGUCCCCCAGCAAUUCCUUGUGACUGUUGAAAGUCAAGGAAAAGAGCCGCUAGCCAUACACACCAAAGACUGCUACAAGAUAUUGUCAGAUUUACAGCCGGACACAGAGUACGUUAUCUCUGUCUCAACAGUGCUGAAUGAUCAGUGCAGUGAGCGGAUCUCUAUAACUAUACACACAGAGCCAUGUCUCAGGGAGGUGCUGUCAAAGAUCGGACUUGAAGACCAGUAUGACAACAAGCUCACACUUAGCAGUGCUCUUCAGAUUGAUCAAGAUGAUACAUCAGACAAAAAUCUUGAAAGUGCAAAGUCACUUCCUGAGGCCUUUUUGAAGAAACUUAUGAUGUUGAAUGUGAAUGCUAGAAGUGUCAAAUGUGUGUCCAGCAAUGUCAACACAGACAGGAGCGAUGCCAUCAACCCGCUGGACCUCAUAACCGCAUUGUUUCUCUGUUCAGACAGCUUACUUCAGCAGAACAUGGUUGUGAAAAUGGCACUCUGCCAGUUUGCUGUCCCACUCCUGCUGCCCAACUAUGAAACAAGAGAAAUCACCAUGAUUUUGUGGUCCUUGCGGGAAAUCGUUCAGACCUGCAGACCCUCCAUCCAGGCAUUCAGAAAGUUCAACUAUGAAGAACGAAUUGUGCUCUCAGAUAUUCCCCUAGUGUCAUUCGUCAGAUUGGGGAGGACAAUCUCGUCUAAGUCUCAGAUGCUGAACAAACUGUUCAGCAACACUCAGGAGUACCAUGACAUAUUUUAUCAUCGAAACAUGGUGUGUGGUGAUGUCUCCAGGAGGAUUUCAGACGGACUGGUAGAAAUCAGCUGGUACCUCCCGUGUGGGAACAGGAACACAGACAAAUUCACUGAGCCGCUUGCUGUUGCCAACCUCAGAGGAGACAUCAGGGUCUUUGACGAGCAAUUCUCAUUCCUCUGCCAGACAUCUGCAGCUGUUUACAUCUUUUGCGAUGAAUCAGAAGCAGAUUACUUCAAGAUUCUGGAAGGGAAAGAUGUGAAAGCAAAGAUCAUUUUGAUUAGCAGCGUACAGGGGAAAACCUCUACACUCAAAAUGAUGACGAUGAAACCAAAUUUAAAGACAACAAAUGUGAGCCAGAAGAAAAAGUCUGAUGCAGAGCUGAUAAAAGCCCUCCAAGAAUUAAUCUCUAAGAUGCUAGAAACUUGCCCAGACAAAGUGUCAGUGGCAAAUCUGGCUGACAGAGCUCGUUGGUGUGGGAUCCUGGUUGAUGAGGACAGUGAUGAAUGCCAGAGUGCGUGGAAGAAUGCUGGUAAAAUAACAGCACACAUCGCCAACACUUCAGAAUUCAAAGACAAACAACUACCUUUCCAGGGAAACAUCUGGAAGGAGCUAUCAAGGCUUGAAACCGAGUACUGGAGAUUGCGAGAAGUUGGCAACCAGAACACUGAAGUCUACCGCAAGUCUUUGAAAACAAAAGAAAAAGAGCUCAGAGGGAAACAGCAAAGAUUUGAGAUGACAGCUGCAAUGUUAAGCUUCCUUCACGGGAUGGUCACCUCAGAAAUGCAGCGCUACUAUUUUCUGAAAUGGCUAGAAAUUGAUUUGGACAUUCUGUCCCGGCACCAGCUGUCAGCUCUGCAGGAUCGAUACAAAGAGCUAAGUGAGAAAUUUCCCCAGGACACAGAAAAAAUUGCGGAGAUUGAUAAGCAAAUAUCUGUUUGUUCUUUGGGCCUGGUGCACUUUUUUCGAGAGUGUGGGCAGCUGUAUGAAUGUGCGAGUCACUUGCCAGAAUACAGCCAUCAGAAAAAAAACAGGGAACAACUCCCUAGGCUUUGUGCUCAGAUGCUGCUGAAUGGUUUCCCUCUUGAGCUUGUUGAUGGAGACGCAGCAAACAUCCCGAUGAAAUGGAUCACUGAAGUGCUUACUGAGCUUCACCACAUUUUGCAUCCCAGCAGUAAGCUCAAAGUCAUCACAAUCAUUGGAGCUGAAAACUCAGGAAAAUCGACUCUGCUCAACACCAUGUUUGGGCUCAGGUUUGCUGUCAGCAAAGGAACAUGCACCAGGGGGGCGUUCAUCCAGCUGAUCAGUGUCAACAAAGCUGUCAGGAAGGAAUUGGGGUGCGACUGCAUCAUGAUCAUUGACACUGAGGGACUGAAACCGCAUCAGAUGAUUCAAGAUGAUCACAGCCAUGAACGUAAUAAGGAAGUAGCAAGCCUUGCUGUGGCACUAAGUGACACCACAAUCGUCAUUGUUUCCAGGGAUAACUCCGAAGAGAAAGACAUCUUAGAGAUGGUGCUUCAUGCUUUCACAAGGUUAAAGAAUGUGGGCAAGAAGCCACUGUGUCAUUUUGUGCAUACCAACAUGUCUGCCAAGCCUGCUGUAGAGAAAAAGAAGAGAGGUACAGAGUUGGUGAAACACCUCAAUGAAAUGAUCUGGAAGGACACGCGGAUGAAGAAGGCCAAGGUCACUAAGAUCUCAGAUGUGAUGGAGUUUGAUCCAGACAGUUGCACCUGGUACAUUCCUCCGGUUUGGCACGGGACUCCACCAAUGGCCUCUUUCAGUGUUGACUACAGUGAAACUCUGCAUGCUUUGAAAAAGAGACUGAUAGGGGACCUCAAAAAGUGCCAGCAAAGAGGUGAUCUGAUGCAUUUUAUCAGCAGUGUAGAUAACUUCUGGAAGGGCGUUUGAGAAAUGAAGCUUUAUC